This is a messenger RNA of Funneliformis geosporum, 360 nucleotides long. The record is from the annotation of a GenBank genome assembly. Lineage: Eukaryota; Fungi; Glomeromycota; Glomeromycetes; Glomerales; Glomeraceae.
AUGUUGAAAACAUUCAAAAAUAAUAUCAUUGUUAAUGAACAAACUGUUAAGGAAUAUGUAGCAAUUUUCAUGAAGACCGUAGUUGAUCACAUUCAAAUGUAUGCGAACGCUUCAGCACAAUUAUGUGUCGAAGCUAUCCUUAAUGGGCUUUUCAGUGCUGGUGGACCUAGCAUUCGAUGCACAAUUUCAGAAUUUGUUAGUUGUUGGUUUUUCAUUCGCUGGACUGGUACUCCGGAAAAACCUAAAGUUGAAAGUUCUCGUCAAUAUAAUUGCAAUUUUGAAAAUGAGAUGCAGAAGGAAAAAAAUGUAGCUUCUCAUAUUGUCGUUUCUAGAAUAACAAGACGAUGUGUUGAAAUAUAA